Molecule: messenger RNA, 2994 nt
Organism: Lathyrus sativus (Indian pea)
Lineage: Eukaryota; Viridiplantae; Streptophyta; Magnoliopsida; Fabales; Fabaceae
Source: the annotation of a GenBank genome assembly
AUGAGGACUCAUAUGAUGUUUUUGCUUUUCCAAAUGGUGAUUUAUAGCAUGACAUUGGUAUCGAUUGCUCUUUCUUUGAGUUCAAACUCAAACACUGAUAAGUUAGCUUUACUUUCUUUGAAGGAAAAACUUACAAAUGGCGUGCCUAAUUCUCUACCAUCAUGGAAUCAUUCUUUGCAUUUCUGUGAAUGGCAGGGAGUUACAUGCGGUCGUCGUCACAAGAGAGUCACUGUCUUGCAUUUGGAGAAUCAAACGUUGGGUGGUACUCUUGGUCCAUCCGUAGGAAAUCUAACAUUUCUUAGAAUACUCAUACUUUUCAACAGCGAGUUGCAUGGUGAAAUUCCAAAACAUGUUGGUCGAUUGAAACGGUUGCAACUUCUUGACUUGACCAACAACAAUAUUGGGGGAGAGAUUCCCACGGAGCUCGCUAACUGCACUAAUAUCAAGGUAAUUAUUUUGCGUUACAAUAAACUCACAGGAAGAAUUCCAACAGAGUUAGGUUCAAACAUUCAACUUAGUGAAUUGGGUCUCAGGAAAAAUAAUCUAGUUGGUACUAUUCCAUCUUCUCUAGGAAAUAUUUCCUCACUCCAAGAAAUAUCUCUUACAGAAAAUUACUUGGAAGGAAGUAUACCUUAUUCUUUGGGUAAAUUGUCAAGUUUAAAAAGCCUUUAUCUAGCUAUAAAUAAUUUGUCAGGUGAAAUUCCUUCUUCACUUUACAACCUAUCAAAUAUUCAAGUUUUCAGUCUUGCAGCAAACAAGUUAUUGGGUAGUCUUCCAUCAAAUAUAGAUAUUGUUUUUCCCAAUAUUAAAGAAUUCUUUGUAGGAGGGAACCAACUUAGCGGAACUUUUCCAGCUUCAAUAUCCAACCUCACUGAAUUGCAAUCUUUUGAAAUAUCAUGGAAUGUUUUCAAUGGGCCAAUACCUCUUACUUUAGGUAGAUUGAAAAAACUUGAGAAGUUUAGUAUUAGUGUUAAUAAUUUUGGGAGUGGAGGACCUCAUGAUUUGGACUUCCUUGCUUCGUUAAGCAACUGUACUAAAUUGUCAACGCUUGAAAUUUACAAAAAUAGAUUUGGUGGCAAAUUGUCCGUUCUUAUAGGAAACUUAUCCAUCCAUCUGAUUAGAUUUGAUGUGAGGUAUAACCAAAUUUAUGGAGUGAUACCAGAGAGAAUAGGACAAUUAAUCGGUUUAACUUACUUAAGCAUCGGAAAUAAUUUCCUUGAGGGAACAAUUCCAAAUUCAAUUGGAAAACUUAAGAAUCUUGUAGUAUUAGACUUGGAAAACAAUAAAAUAUCUGGUAAUAUCUUUACUAGUAUUGGCAAUCUUACUAUAUUAUCAGGAUUAUAUUUGUCUGGUAAUAAGCUAAAAGGAAGAAUUCCACUUACCCUCAAGCAUUGCACUCAGUUGGACACAUUAAGUAUUUCUGAUAACAAUUUGAGUGGUGAUAUACCAAAUCAAACAUUUGUCUAUCUAAAAAAUUUAGUAAACCUUGACUUGUCUAACAACUCCCUCACCGGUUUCAUUCCUUUAGAAUUUGGUAGCUUAAAGCAUAUUUCUAUGUUGUAUUUAUAUCAAAACAAGUUGUCUGGUGAAGUCCCCAAUGAACUUGGUGGAUGUUUUACCUUAACAGAGCUUAGGCUGUGGGAAAAUAGUUUUCAUGGAGAUAUAACUUCCUUUUUGAGAUCUUUAAGUUCCUUAGAAGUCUUAGAUAUGUCUAAUAACAAUUUCUCAAGCACAAUUCCCUUUGAACUAGAAAAUUUCACACUUCUAAAUACUUUGGACCUAUCUUUCAAUAAUCUCUAUGGUGAGGUUCCCACGAAAGGUGUCUUUAGCAAUGUCACGUCAAUUUCAUUAAUUGGAAACAAGAACCUUUGUGGAGGGAUACCUCAGUUGAAGCUUCCAAAAUGCAUUAGGGCUUCCUCCAAGAAACAUAAAAUGUCUCUAAAAAGGAAACUUAUCAUCAUCAGUGUAAUUGGGGGUGUUUUGAUCUCUUUCCUAGCUUUUAUAACUGUCCAUUUUCUAAUGAGAAAGCCCAAAAAAUUACCUUCUUCACCAUCUCUACAAAAUAAGUCAUUUAGAGUUACGUAUGGAGAUCUACAUGAAGCAACCAAUGGAUUUUCUUCAUCCAAUUUGGUAGGAAGGGGAAGCUUUGGUUCGGUUUACAGAGGAUCACUUCUUAACUUUGAAAGACCUAUUGCUUUAAAGGUGUUGAACCUUGAAACACGUGGGGCAGCAAAGAGUUUCGUUGCAGAAUGCAAUGCUUUAGGAAAGAUGAAACAUCGGAAUCUUGUUAAGAUCUUAACUUGCUGUUCAAGUGUUGAUUAUCAGGGUGAAGAAUUCAAGGCUAUUAUUUUUGAGUUCAUGCCUAAUGGGAGUCUAGAGAAUUUUUUGCAUGAUAAUGAAGGGUCUGGAAAACAUACUCUCAUCUUAUCAAAAAGGGUAGACAUUGCUCUUGAUGUAGCUCAUGCAUUGGAUUAUCUUCACCAUGAUGAAGAGCAAGUUGUAGUUCACUGUGAUGUCAAGCCAAGCAAUGUUCUUCUUGAUAAAGAUAUGGUAGCUCACUUGGGAGACUUUGGUUUAGCAAGGCUCAUUCAUGGAUCCACAAGUAAAGAUCAAGUUGACUCCUCAACAAUUAAAGGAACAAUAGGAUAUGUUCCUCCUGAGUAUGGAGCUGGUGGUCCGGUAACACCAGAGGGAGAUAUCUAUAGCUAUGGAAUUAUGUUGUUGGAAAUGCUUACCGGAAAAAGAUCAACUGAUGAUAUGUUUUAUGAGAAUCUUAGUCUACACAAAUUGUGUAAGAUGAAAACUCCUGAAGGAAUUCUUGACAUAGUAGAUUCACGUUUGAUUAUGCCCUUUGUAGAAAACAAUAUAAAGGAGUGUCUGGUGAUGUUUGCUAAAAUAGGAAUUACAUGUUCUGAAGAAGUUCCUACUCAAAGAAUGCUCACAAAACAUGUCAUUCAAAAUUUGCUUAAAAUUAAAGACAAGUUGUCCUGCUAG